AUGUCCGUACUCAGCUUCGCCCGCACCGUCGCCCGCGCACCUCGCGCGCUCCCCCGCGCCGCGCUGUCUCUUUCCUCGCAGGCCCGGUUCCAGCACACGCUGCCCGAACUCCCAUAUGCCUACGACGCGCUUGAGCCGCAUAUCUCUGGCCAGAUCAUGAAGUUGCACCACCAGAAGCACCACCAGACGUACGUGACCGGCCUUAACGCGGCCGAGGAGAGCUACGCGAAGGCGCAGUCUCCCAAGGAGAAGAUCCUCCUCCAGCCCGCGCUCAAAUUCAACGGUGGUGGACACAUCAACCACUCCCUUUUCUGGAAGAACCUCGCGCCUACAUCGCAGGGCGGCGGCGAUCUUCCCGCUGGCCCCCUCAAGGAUGCCAUUCAGGCCGACUUUGGCGGUCUUGACGCGCUCAAGAAAAAGCUGAACGCAGCGACCGCUGCUAUCCAGGGCUCUGGCUGGGGCUGGCUUGGUUACAACCCGACAACCAAGAAGCUCGAAGUUGUCACAACCGCUAACCAGGAUCCGUUGCUCUCGCACGUUCCCCUCAUCGGUAUCGACAUUUGGGAGCAUGCCUUCUACCUCCAAUACUACAACGUGAAGCCCGACUACCUCAAUGCGAUCUGGAAAGUCAUCAACUUCAAGGAGGCGGAGGCACGCUACAUCGAU
Postia placenta MAD-698-R-SB12 is the source of this 666-nucleotide messenger RNA. RefSeq lists its product as hypothetical. Lineage: Eukaryota; Fungi; Basidiomycota; Agaricomycetes; Polyporales; Adustoporiaceae. The transcript is spliced from 6 exons. Gene Ontology annotation, cellular component: mitochondrion. The annotation marks the transcript as partial. Gene Ontology annotation, molecular function: metal ion binding; superoxide dismutase activity. The record is from RefSeq and is a predicted model, not a curated record. Gene Ontology annotation, biological process: superoxide metabolic process.